AGCUGGAGCCUGCCUCCUCCUUCAGCCACUCAGCCAGCCAGUUUGCUUAUCAGCGCUGUGCAGCCCAGCUCACUUGAUCUGCUGUCCUCUCAGCGUCACAGGCGGCAGAGCGCUACAGACAGAAACAGUAACAGCAGCAUCAGCAGCAGCAGCAGCAGCAGCAGCAAGAGAUCCGCAGCAGUGAGGGCUAGGUCGUCUCGAGCAGUGUCAGCAUGCCAUCCCUACUGCAGCUCCUCGUUCUCCUUGGUAUCGGCUACUGCCUGUCCAAGCCCCUGGCCACCCUGCCUCCAGACCCCUGUGAGGGCAAGCCAUGUCUGAACAACGCCACCUGCGUCCCCUCGGCCGGAACUUCACCGGAGAUUCAGGCUUACAACUGCACCUGUAGCCCAGGGUUUACUGGGCAGAACUGUGAGUUUUUCGCAGACCCCUGCACCAGCAGCCCUUGUCUCCAUGGUGACUGCAGCAGCAGUGGCGGCGGGGGAUACAGCUGUGUCUGUAAGGAGGGCUACCAAGGUGAACUCUGUGACCAGGCGCUUCACACAGCCUCUGUCGCUAGCAGCGAGGCCUCGCCAUCUCCCUCACCGGAGCAGCCCAGCCUGGCACCCGCAACCUCCCUCCCACCCACUACUGUGCCCACCACCGUGCAGGCAGCUCCAACUCUGCAACCGUGGCAACCGCAGCCUGGCCAAAACGUAGUUGAGCUACUCUGGGAAGCCAAACAGAUAACCCCGGAGUCAGUCUGUGGAAAUACAAGUCUGAACGAAUCUACAGGAACACAGAGUUUCUCUCUGGAAGUACCAGAGGAGACAUCAGUGAAGAUUAAAGUGAAUAUAACAGGAUUCCCCACCCUGUGGAAAGUCAGCGAGCAUGGAUUCAAGGAGUCCUCUGUUUCUGAAGGGAGAAACAUUCCUUUUCUUCAAGCUGUGGAUGGUCUGGUACUGUCUGAAGAUGCACUACCCCCAGGAAGCAAUUACUUCAUUGGAUUUCUGAAUGAGUCUGGGAAGUCGGUGGUGACCCUCCGUCUCCAUUUGAACGUCAAAGUCAGCAACUGUGUGGAACCUGGGAGCAGUUUUAAUGACCCUCAGUGUUCAGGCAAGGGAAAGUGCAUCACACAGCCCACAAAGACUGCCUUCUACUGUGACUGUGAACAAGCGUAUUCUGGAAUCUUCUGCGAAGAGUUUGAUGCCUGUUACGAGAAUCUGUGUGAAAAUAAUGGAUCCUGCAUUGAUCUGAGGCAAGGAGCAGAUGGGAGAAACUUCACUUGCACCUGCCAACCAGGGUACACAGGAAAGCGAUGUCAGGCUUUAAUCGAUCACUGUAUCUCCCAACCAUGCAAGAAUGGAGGCACCUGCUCCAGUAGUGUCAGUGGGUACAGCUGUCAAUGCCCAGAAGGAUUCCUGGGCUCAGCCUGUGAGCAGAAGAUAGACCCCUGUGCCUCCUCCCCCUGUCAGAACAAUGGUAGCUGCUACUCUGAUGGACUAUCCUACAGCUGUAACUGUGGUCCCGGAUACACAGGGCCUACCUGUGCACAACUGAUUGACUUCUGUGCCCUCAACCCCUGUGCUCAUGGAAUCUGCCGCAGUGUUGGGACGAGCUACAAAUGCUUGUGCAUUCCAGGUUACCAUGGCCUAUACUGUGAGGAGGAGUAUAACGAAUGCCUGUCAGCCCCCUGUCAGAACGCGGCAACCUGCAAAGACCUCGUUAAUGGCUACGAGUGCCUGUGCUCAUCAGAGUAUGAAGGGAAGCACUGUGAACUCUACAAAGAUCCUUGUCUCAAAACCACCUGUCAGAACGGGGGUACCUGUGAGAGCGAAGGACUGAAUGCAACCUGCUUGUGUCCACCAGGGUUCUUAGGGGAGAACUGCGACGUCGACAUCAAUGAGUGUGACAGCAACCCCUGCCAUCAUGGAGGCACCUGCAUUGACCAGUCAAACGGCUUUAUCUGCCACUGCCCCCAAGGAUGGGUUGGGACCAAUUGCGAAAUACAUCUGCAGUGGAAGUCCAGCCGAACAGCAGAGACACUGAGCAACAUGCCCAGGCACUCCCUGUACAUCAUCAUCGGGGCUCUGUGUGUGGCUUUCGUUCUCAUGCUCAUCAUCCUCAUAGUGGGGAUCUGCCGCAUCAGUCGCAUUGAGUACCAGGGCUCCUCCAGACCAGCAUACGAGGAAUUCUACAACUGCAGGAGCAUUGACAGUGAACUGAGCAAUGCCAUUGCAUCCAUCCGGCAUGCCAGAUUUGGAAAGAAGUCUAGACCAGCAAUGUAUGAUGCCACUCCAAUUGCUUAUGAAGACUACAGUCCUGAUGACAAGCCUUUGGUGACCUUGAUCAAGACAAAAGACUUGUAAAAUUAAAAUGCCUGUCAACUUUUGGAGAAAUGUACUUAAAUUACCUUUUAAGUAUUUCUUUAAAAAACUAAAUUAACAAACAUAAGAGGAAAGAAUUUGAUAAAUAUAUUUUAAAUGUCAGAAUCUGUGAUGUUAUUAUAUUAAUACUUUAGUAUGCAUAUACUGGUAUGUGCAUUUAUUUAAUAAAUGGUGAACAAAAUUACUAUGUACACAACCGCUACUGGUUAGUAGUAUUGGACUAGUUUUAAACAGAGUACUGUGUGAGCUUCCAUGGUGCCAGUUUAAUUGAUAGGGUAAAAUAAAAUUGUAGAAACAGCAUAGAAACAUCAACACCUAGUGCUGAUAAGAGUAAUUGAAAAUGUUGUAGUUAUAGGUGCAUUUGUUAUAAAGUACAACAAAAACAAAUAGGAAACUGCUUUAGGUUUUGCCUUAUAUGGUGCAUGGUUAUACUAUAUAAUUUCUUCAUUAUUUUAUUUUGCAGACCUCACAGAUGUCACUUAUUUCAGAUAUGUUUUGCCUGAAUUACUAAGAUAAUUAAUGGCUCUUUUGUGAAUAUGCCGUGAUGGGAAAAUCAAUUGAAAUGCUGAAAUACAAGAGACGAAAGAUAUUUAUUUGAUGCAAGUAAAGAUAAUUUGAUCAUUUGCUGCUAAUGACAAUGUCACUGCUGGGAAGUUCCAAUAGUGAGUUUGCUGUAAUUUUGCUUAUUUGUAGCAGGUAUAGUUUUCUGUAAAUGUACAGUAUACUAUUGUGAUGUUUUAAAUGGGGUCAGUCUUUAAUUCUUCUUAAAUGCAUCAUGUUGAGAUAUGAAAAAUAUUCUUCCUUGGUCAUCUUCCUUUUUUUAAAGAAAACAUGUAUUUAAAUUAUUAUAUGUUGAAUGAGAUAAUAAAGGUCAAAAUGAA
Messenger RNA from Lepisosteus oculatus (spotted gar), 3244 nucleotides. RefSeq names its product delta/notch-like EGF repeat containing (gene dner). Gene Ontology annotation, molecular function: calcium ion binding; Notch binding. Gene Ontology annotation, biological process: Notch signaling pathway. Lineage: Eukaryota; Metazoa; Chordata; Actinopteri; Semionotiformes; Lepisosteidae. The record is from RefSeq and is a predicted model, not a curated record.